AUGGCCAAGGCCAACGCUCUUGCUGCGAUGUUUAUACCUCUUUUGAUUCUCACCAUUCUGUCGCCUUUGGGCGCUGCCACAAGCGCCUGCAAUUCGUCCAUGGUCAACUGCCUGCCUUCUUGCAAGACCUCCUGCAGGACCGCCAAGUGCCUUUACCAGUGUCAUCGCGAUACCAAUAUGGAGCUUAUGAAGUUAUCUAUUACCCCACCUGGGGGCCCCAGCCUUGAUGCUUUCUAUGCUGCGGUCGCCAAGCUGGUGAACUUUAUUGACGAUAACGCGGUCGUGCGUAUUGAACCACUCGGCAUAUACCGGGGCAAGGAGGAGGUUGCUGACUACGUGGCAACUUUCGUGCACCCAUUGGGCCCGAGCACCCGCUCCCGCAUAAACGCAAUUGAAAUGACGCAUUUUGCGAAUACAGGCAACGUGUCCGCGACCACCUUCAACUUGAUGUACUAUCUGGCCAGUGAUCCGACGCAGCGCAUUACCAACCUUACCAUUAUCAUGUUCAACUACCAUGACAACGUCACCCAGAAGAUUAUAAAGGGCGACUGGAACUUCGUGCGGUUGCCCCAGAUGCAAGAGGAGCUCGUGAAACCCGAUCCGCGUGUCUCGGACACCAUGUCGGCCACCAUAGUCAGGGCUGUCUGUGCCAUCCACGAGCAAUUCCUUUGCCCUAGAGGGGCUCACCUGGCGCAGCUGAUAGCGCUCAUGGUCGGCCUUCGCCGACUGGGUGCGCAUGGUAUUCCCUGGGCUCGCCAUACAUUCCGGGGCCAAAUGGAUCACAUGAUUACUGAGCCGUACUGUCUGUCGCAGGUGUGCCGGCCACAGGGCUACGCUGGGUACGACAACGUUACGGACUGCCUGACUUUCAUGUCAUCGAUCCCACGUAUUGCGGUGUACGGAAUACAGGGUAACAACCAGUACUGCCGCUUCCUGCACAUGGCGUAUGCUACUGUCGAACCUAAGGUGCACUGCCCACACAUCAGCAAGACGGGUGGCGGUGUGUGUGUAGACCCGGUGUACACCGACUAUUACAAGGUAUUCGCCUCUGGCACCUUCCUGGGGAAGCUUUAGUUAGUAGGGGCGAGGGAGUAAUAAUGCCAGAUCUGUGGGACACAGGCAGCAGGCAGACACAGGCGGCGGACUGAGAUCAAGCUGCCAAAAUUGCAAUAUGCUGCUUUGUGCGCCCAUCCACGCUGGUGUCAAGGACACACACAGCAGCCUUGUAAGGCAUCUCUUAUUAACAAAGGGAAAUGAUGUGCAAAGGGCGACGAUGUCAGGCCGAGCAGAAAGGGCGUCUAUAGUGCUGAUGCUGGCUAAUAUGCAUGAUGGAUGACCCCUGAUUGUGUAGGUUCAUAACGGAACGCACAUCAUCAGUAGCUAGUGGUCCAUUGCGUCACUCGCCGGUGUUGUGAUGUAUGUAUGUAUGUAUGUAUGCAUGUAUGUAUGUAUGUAUGUCGGUCUCAUUUGCAUGACGCAAAGAAUGUACUUCUUACUUUGUAUUGUGAGGUGAGGCUGCGGACUGCGAGAUGGGAUCUCGCUCCCGUUAUGUUGGGUAGUUUAUUGCGCCACAGCUAGCUAGCUGCCUGGCUCACAGCUCCAUCUUGUUGCCCCUUCCCAUCAUGUCACCAAAACCAUCAUCAUCACCAUGAUGGAUAACGAUAACAGACACAUUUUCAUAUAUGUGUGUAAUAUUUACGGCCU
Volvox carteri f. nagariensis is the source of this 1704-nucleotide messenger RNA. RefSeq lists its product as uncharacterized. The record is from RefSeq and is a predicted model, not a curated record. Bases 1 to 1074 code for a protein of 357 amino acids. The transcript has 9 exons. Lineage: Eukaryota; Viridiplantae; Chlorophyta; Chlorophyceae; Chlamydomonadales; Volvocaceae.